UAUACCACCCAAAUGUUAGAAUAUGAUAUUAGUUCUUAUCAAUAUAAAAUGGUCAAGUGGUUGGCAAACAUAAUCACUAAUCGCAAUGAUGAUAAAAUAUUCUUAAGGCUCAUCCCACAACCUUGGAAAGAUGAAUUGAGAUUUUGUCUGUACACAGAAAUCACGAUCGGUAUUCAUAGUGAUAUAAUACGAAGAAUAUUUUUUGAUAAAAUGGAAGAAGAAGGAUUUAAAAAUGAUGUUAAUGUUACUUUGACAUUUCUUUCAAGUACCAACUUAUUUGAAACUUACGCAUCUUCUUGUUUCGACGGACGUGGGAAGUUAUUACUAAAAGCUUUCGCUAAAGUGAUCAAAGAUGAUGAUGGGAAACUGGUCUACAGUAAAUUUGCUAGAAAAAUAUUUAUGAAAAUAUCACCGAGAGAUAUCGUUUCGGUUUUUAAUGAUAAUGGAUUUGACGGGAUACAAUCAGAUGAUUUUAGCUUUGAUCUAAUUAGAAAGUUUUUAGACUAUGCAAAGUCUUCAUCGAUUUUUAAACAUUUGGUUAAAAAAGCUUUUUCAGAAAUAUCGGGAUCUGAUAUAGAUAUUAUACGAAAACAAUUGUAUGGUAGUUUUUAUAAUUAUUCAGAAAAGAGGAGACUUGAUCUUUACAAUAGACUUGUAUCAAAUUAG
Molecule: messenger RNA, 666 nt
Organism: Racocetra persica
Lineage: Eukaryota; Fungi; Glomeromycota; Glomeromycetes; Diversisporales; Gigasporaceae
Source: the annotation of a GenBank genome assembly